GGAGACAUAAGUCGCUUAGCUGUGCAGUCACGCUCAGAGCUGUCUCUGGUGCUGACUAUGCGGAAGCAAAUGCUGCUGUCAGAGAGCUGAGCUCCAGCUAUCUGUAUAGAUCUGCAUUCUACUAUAACAGAAAUGCUGGAAUAUCAACACAAAUAGACUUGACCUUGGAUUCAAGGGCUUUAGACAUCUAAAAGGCACCAGGAGGAAGAAAUAAUGGCUGUGAAAAGCUAUGAAGACUGGAUGGGCACUCUGCCAGUGUGUCUGAGUACAUUCCCUCUAUCCAACUUAGCCAUACCUGGAUCACACGAUUCCUUCAGCUUUUGGGUUGAUGAGAAAUCUCCAGUUGGACCGGACCAGGCAGCAUCAAUCAAACGCUUAGCAAAAAUCUCACUGGUAAAAAAGCUGAUGAAGAAAUGGUCUGUUACACAGAAUUUAACUUUUCAAGAACAGCUGGAGUCAGGUAUUCGUUAUUUUGAUCUACGAGUGUCUUCUAAGCCAGAAGAGGGAAGAGAGAUCUACUUCAUACAUGGCUUAUAUGGAAUACGAGUAUGGGAUGGACUGACGGAAAUAAACACCUUUCUGAACAAUCAUAGCAAAGAAGUUGUAUUGCUGGACUUCAAUCACUUCUACGCCAUGGAACAUGUGCACCAUUUGCAUCUUGUCAAUAUGCUGCAAGAAGUAUUUGGAAGUAAACUCUGUACAGCUGAAUGCGUUGAAAAUAUAACAUUGCAGUACCUCUGGGAAAAAAAUUAUCAGGUUUUGGUUUUCUACCACUACAAUUUAUGGAACGAGUACCCCUUUUUAUGGGCAGGAAAUAAAAUGCCAGCACCUUGGGCAAACACAACGAACGUUCAUAAGUUGCUUCAGUUUUUAGAAACAACUCUUGGAGAACGGUCUAAGCGAGGGACUUUCCAUGUAUCACAAGCUAUUUUAACCCCACAAGUUAAAACUAUUUUAAGAGGACUGAAAGCAGGAUUAAAAAAUACUCUCGUCCACAGGAAUCUUCCAAUGAUAUUGAACUGGGUGAAGAUGCAGAGACCAGGUGCCGUGGGUGUUAAUAUCAUUACAUCAGAUUUUGUAGAACUGGUUGACUUUGCAGAGACAGUAAUUGGACUAAAUUAUCUACUACUGAGAAACAAAAAAGACAACAGCUAACAAAAAUGAGCUCUUUAAACCUACAG
Molecule: messenger RNA, 1181 nt
Organism: Nanorana parkeri
Lineage: Eukaryota; Metazoa; Chordata; Amphibia; Anura; Dicroglossidae
Gene: PLCXD2
Product: phosphatidylinositol specific phospholipase C X domain containing 2
Exons: 4
Coding region: 214-1155 (313 amino acids)
Biological process (GO): lipid metabolic process
Molecular function (GO): phosphoric diester hydrolase activity
Source: RefSeq, a predicted model, not a curated record